Schizosaccharomyces osmophilus is the source of this 867-nucleotide messenger RNA. It is a transcript of the gene sec28, whose product is annotated as coatomer epsilon subunit. Gene Ontology annotation, cellular component: COPI vesicle coat. Gene Ontology annotation, biological process: intra-Golgi vesicle-mediated transport; endoplasmic reticulum to Golgi vesicle-mediated transport; retrograde vesicle-mediated transport, Golgi to endoplasmic reticulum. Lineage: Eukaryota; Fungi; Ascomycota; Schizosaccharomycetes; Schizosaccharomycetales; Schizosaccharomycetaceae. Gene Ontology annotation, molecular function: protein binding; structural molecule activity. The record is from RefSeq and is a predicted model, not a curated record. The transcript is spliced from 2 exons. The coding region runs from base 1 to 867 and encodes 288 amino acids.
AUGUUCUCCUGGGAGGCAAGUUUAUCAAAUGAACUUUACUUUGUUCGGCAAUACUUUUAUAGCGGCAGCUAUGAGAAGUUGUUCGAAAUCGAUGCUUCAUCUUUAUCCGAAAAAGGCCUCGAAUUAACAGAACUAUACAUGGCUAGAGCAAAGCUGGCAUUGGGAGAAAGUAUUGAAUCGAUUCAGGGCACGCUUACUCAAAAGUCUGCUGGAGGCGCCGCUCUUUUGGCAUUGGCAGGUGAAGGAAGCAUGGACCUUUUAAUUGAGCAGCAUGGAGAUUCAGAUGCUGCUGUCCAAACCUUAGGAGCCAUCUAUUUAAUUCGUAAGAAAGAGUACGACGAAGCGUUAACUUUGGUCCAAAAAUCUGUCGAAAAUUUGGAAGCUGUGGCUUUGGAAGUGUAUAUCCAUUUAUAUCAACACAAGUUAGAAGCCGCAGAAGCAGCAAUCACUAAAAGUUUGGAUUGGGCCGAUGAAGAAAUUGUUUUGCAAAUUGCUCAGUCUUGGGUAAAGCUUGCUAGAGGUGGUUUAGACUCCUACAAUGAUGCCUUUUAUAUUUAUGAGGAAUUAAAUGGUAGUGAAAGCAAUCCUCGUGUUUUGACUUGCAUGGCUUGCUCUGAUUUAUGUUUGUUACGCACUCAAGAAGCUCUUACUUCUUUACGAUCGGCCCUUGAAAUGCAAUCCAAUUAUGCACCUGCGGCCAGCAAUUUGAAGACGGCCAUCCUUGCUCUUGGUCCUUUAGCUCCCUUAGACGCAAAACGACUGUAUGAAAACUCUUCUUCCGGUGCUUUCCUUACAAAGCAAUUAGAUCAAAAGUCCCAAGAAUUUGAUGCAUUAGCUAAACAAUGCCUCGCCAGUUCUUCUGCUUAA